This is a messenger RNA of Nyctereutes procyonoides (raccoon dog), 546 nucleotides long. Its product is annotated as ADP-ribosylation factor 1-like. Gene Ontology annotation, biological process: intracellular protein transport; vesicle-mediated transport. The transcript has a single exon. The coding region runs from base 1 to 546 and encodes 181 amino acids. Gene Ontology annotation, cellular component: cytoplasm; plasma membrane. NCBI's taxonomy places the organism in Eukaryota, Metazoa, Chordata, Mammalia, Carnivora, Canidae. Gene Ontology annotation, molecular function: GTPase activity; GTP binding. The record is from RefSeq and is a predicted model, not a curated record.
AUGGGAAAUAUCUUUGCAAACCUCUUCAAGGGCCUUUUUGGCAAAAAAGAAAUGCACAUUCUCAUGGAGGGCUUGGAUGCUGCGGGGAAGACCACCAUCCUGUACAAACUAAAGCUGGGUGAGAUCGUGACCAUCAUUCCCACCAUAGGCUUCAACGUGGAGACCGUGGAGUACAAGAACAUCAGCUUCACCGGGUGGGACGUGGGCAGCCAGGGCAAGAUCCGGCCUCUGUGGCGCCACUACUUCCAGAAUACACAGGGUCUCAUCUUUGUGGUUGACAGCAAUGACCGAGAGCCUGUGAACGAGGCCUGUGAGGAGCUCAUGAGGAUGCUGGCGGAGAAUGAGCUCAGGGAUGCCGUCCUGCUGGUGUUUGCCAACAAGCAGGACCUCCCGAACGCCACAAAUGUGGCUGAGAUCACAGACAAGCUAGGGCUGCACUCCCUGCACCACAGGAACUGGUACAUUCAGGCCACCUGUGCCACCAGCGGGGAUGGGCUCUAUGAGGGACUGGACUGGCUGUCUAAUCAGCUCUGGAACCAGAAGUGA